Molecule: messenger RNA, 494 nt
Organism: Cetraspora pellucida
Lineage: Eukaryota; Fungi; Glomeromycota; Glomeromycetes; Diversisporales; Gigasporaceae
Source: the annotation of a GenBank genome assembly
UUUUCGCUUAUCCUUUAGCUGAUGGUGAAGGCACGGACUCGGAUGAAUCUGAGGAUUCUGACUCUUCUCAAAAGCUAGAUUUUUGUGAAAUGAAAGAAGGAAAAUGCUUACGAAUAUGUGGUCUUCCAAAACCAAUAGGAUUAGAUGCUCCAUUAAAUCAAUACACUUGCUUCCGAAGAUGCUUGAAGCUUGAAACGGUUCCGGACCCUCCUCCUAAAACACCAGAUUUCUGUGAAACUGAAGAAGGAAAAUGCUUGCAAAUAUGUGGCCUUUCAUCAAUAGAUAAUCCAUUAUCUCAAGAUCCUUGCUUUAAAGAGUGCAUAAACCAUGGUGAAACCGAAGACAAUAACGAAGACAGUAGUAAAGACAGUAGCAAAGAUAGUAGCAAAGACAGUAGCAAAGACAGUAGCAAAGACAGUACUGAAGACAGUACCGAAGACAAUACCGAAGACAAUACCGAAGACAGUACUGAAGACAGUACCGAAUCUGAAUAA